Molecule: messenger RNA, 6022 nt
Organism: Fundulus heteroclitus (mummichog)
Lineage: Eukaryota; Metazoa; Chordata; Actinopteri; Cyprinodontiformes; Fundulidae
Gene: abca5
Product: ATP-binding cassette, sub-family A (ABC1), member 5
Exons: 38
Coding region: 136-5184 (1682 amino acids)
Biological process (GO): lipid transport; transmembrane transport
Cellular component (GO): intracellular membrane-bounded organelle; membrane
Molecular function (GO): lipid carrier activity; ATP binding; ATP hydrolysis activity
Source: RefSeq, a predicted model, not a curated record
GUUUCUGGGAAUUGUAGUUGGCAGCUGGAACUAGCAACCGUCUAAACGAGCGCGUUUUGGAGGCGUUCACUUGGUUUAACAUGCAAUUUCUACUGCGAGGUGGUUCUGUCAAAAACUGAAGACGGAUAUGCCUUAAUGUAUUUCAUACCUGAGGCCAGCCUUAGUGACACGUCCCGUCCGUCCAGCAUCCACAUGAGGAAGGCUGGCAGCAUGCAGCCGGUUUUCAGAAGAGACGCCGGAGUUUGGCCACAAACGCGAAGCCUUCUCUACAAGAAUCUGCUCAUCAAGUGGAGGACCAAGCAGCAGAGCCUCCAGGAGCUGAUCCUCCCUCUGCUGCUCCUGGGUCUCCUUAUUCUCAUCAGCACCCUGAACCCACAUGUCUAUUAUGGGAGCAUCCCCACAAAGGAGCUGGAGAGCGUCGACUUCUUCCAGAACAUCAAAGGCCUGGGCUACACACCCAUCACCAACAUCACCAGUCAGAUCAUGGAAGAUGUGGCCGUUUCCAUAAAUGUGCAGGAUCGUCUGGAGAUGUUUACCAGCGAGGAGGAUCUGGAGAACGCCAGCCUGUACGAACCGUCCAGCUACAUCGGCGUGGUGUUCUUAGACGGCUCUGCCACGUCUUAUAGACUGCGCUUCCCGCACCACAAUCUGCCCCAGCCCAGUGAUUACACCGUGUCCAUUGCCAGCUGUUACAAAACCCCGCUGAAAUGCAGAGCUACAGAUUACUGGUACUCUGGUUUCACCCGCCUCCAGUCUCAGAUCGAUGCAGCGAUCAUUCAGAGGCAGACCAAACGGACGGUGCGGAGCGAGCUGGACAUAAAGGCGGUAAUGAUGGGCCUGCCGGGCUCCGUGGAGGUGCACAAGUUUCCCCAUGCCCUCAUCUCCAUCUACCUGGUGCUGGCCUUCACACCCUUCGUCACCUUCCUCAUCGUCAACGUGGCAGCCGAGAAGGAGCAUCGCCUGAAGGACACCAUGACCAUGAUGGGGCUGUACGAUACAGCCUUCUGGUUAUCAUGGGGCCUCCUGUAUGCCGCUCUGGUGACUGCCAUGUCCAUCCUGAUGGCCGUCAUCGCCACAUACACCGCGCUCUUCCCUUACAGCGACUUCUUUGUCAUCUUUUUCCUCAUCUUCCUCUACGGAAUAUCAUCCAUCUUUUUCUCCUUCAUGCUGACGCCGUUAUUUAAAAAGCCGAAAUUCGCCAGCACCGUGGGCUCCAUGCUGACGGUGGUGUUCGGCUGCAUGUCGUUGUUCACGGUGCUGAUGCAAGACUUCCCACAGCCGCUGGUUUGGCUUCUCUGCCUACUCUCUCCCAGUGCUUUCUCAAUCGGAAUUGCACAGGUGGUUUACCUGGAGGCACAGGGAGAUGGUGCUGUGUUUUCCUCCCUAACCAACGGGCCUCAUCCACUCUAUGUUCCUCUGCUUAUGCUGGCUCUGGACUGCAUUCUUUACCUUCUGUUGGCUGUUUACCUAGACCAGGUGCUGCCUGGUGAGUUUGGAAUCAAGAGGUCCAUGCUGUACUUCCUGAAGCCGUCCUAUUGGUCCAAACACAGAAAGCGCUACGUUGAAGUGAGUUCAGUGUACGAUGCGGAGGCGAACGGCGCUCCUGGCGGAGACGAGUGUGUUGAGCCCGUUUCCCCCGAGUUCAGGGGGAAAGAAGCAAUCCGCAUCAGCAACAUCCACAAAGUGUACAAAGACAAGGAGAACACAGUGGAAGCUCUGAGAGGCUUGACGUUCGACAUCUACGAGGGUCAGAUCACAGCUCUGCUGGGACACAGCGGCGCUGGGAAGUCCACUCUCAUGAACAUCCUGUGCGGCAUCUGCCCCCCCACCAAUGGCUCGGCCACCAUAUACGGCUCGCCCGUGGCGGAGGUCGCGGAGGGCUCAGAGAUGAAGCAGCUGGUGGGAAUCUGCCCCCAGUUCAACAUCAUCUUUGACGUGCUGACUGUGGAGGAGCACCUCAGGAUAUUCGCCGCCAUCAAAGGGAUCCCACCUGCAGACGUUGAUGCUGAGGUCACCAGGGUGCUGAAGGACCUGGACUUGGAGAAAAUCAUGACGGCUCAGGCUAAGAAUCUGAGUGGAGGCCAGAAGAGGAAACUGUCAGUGGGCAUCGCCAUCCUCGGAGAUCCUAAGAUUCUGCUCCUGGAUGAACCCACAGCAGGGAUGGACCCCUGCUCCAGACACCAGGUCUGGUCUCUGUUGAAGAGCCGGCAGGCGGGCAGAGUCAUCGUGCUCAGCACACACUACAUGGACGAGGCGGACAUCCUCGCCGAUCGUAAAGCUGUGAUCUCUCAGGGGCAGCUGAAGUGCGUCGGCUCUUCUCUGUAUCUGAAGAUCAAGUGUGGUGUCGGAUAUCAUCUGAGAAUGUCGAUCAGUGAGGGAUGUAACGCAGAAAAUGUUGCGUUGCUGAUGAAGCAGCACGUCCCCAAAGCAAAGCUGUCCCAGCAGCACGGAGCAGAGCUGACCUUCACUCUGCCCUUUGAGAGCAUGAACACGUUUCCAGGCUUGUUCUCGGAGCUCGACUCUCAGCCGCAGUUGGGGAUAAUCAACUACGGCGUUUCCAUGACUACGCUGGAAGAUGUUUUUCUGCGUUUGGAGUCGGAGGCUGAAGUGGAUCAAGCGGACUACAGCGUGUUUAACCGAGAGCAGGCAGAGGACGACGGCGAGGCGGCCUCGCUGGACGACACCGACCAGCGGCUGCUCACCUUCUCGGACAGCAAAUCCGACGCCGUGUCCGGUCACGCCCUGUGGCGGCAGCAGUUCAGCGCCGUGGCCUGGCUGCACAUGCUCAGCAUGCGGCGGGAGUGGAAGGCCUUCGUUUACACUGUGGUGCUGUUCCUGCUCUUCGUCUCCGCGGUUCUCGUCGUGUCGCUGGUGACGGGAAACAUCCAGAUUCACUCUCAGGAACGUCAGUUUCAGCCCAGCUACCUUUUGAAAAAGGGCCAAGCGCCACACAGAUACGCCACAAGCCUCCUGGUGAAAAACUCAUCUGACUCUGAAAUUUCCGACUUCAUCCACAACCUGGAAUCCCAGGAUAUCAUGGUGGAGCUGAUGAAACAGGAAGACUACAUGGCUGCAGCUCCGCACAGCGCGGCCAUAGAGGUUUCCCGCUCCACCAAGGGUUUCAGCUACAGCGUGGCUUUCAACAGCACCACAGUCCACUCCUUACCCAUGGCGGUCAAUAUUCUGAGCAACGCGCUCCUCAGAGGGCUGAACGGAACGGGGCAGAUCCAAACCUGGACCAAACCGUUUGAUUAUCAAAUCCCGGACGUGACGUCCUACGCUCUGGUCUACAUAGAGGCCAUCAUGCUGGGAAUGCUGGCCGCCGGAAUGCCGGCAUAUUUUGCCAUGGAUCACACCCGAGAUUGUGAGAUAAAGUGUCGCUCGACGCUGCGGAUCUCGGGCCUGUUGCCGUCAGCCUACUGGUGCGGCCAGGCCGCCGUGGACAUCCCCUUCUACUACAUCAUCCUGUCCUUCAUGAGCCUCAUCCUCUUCUCCUUCCACUCUGAACACCUGCCGACGACCAGCAACCUCACAGCUGUGGUCCUCUGCACCGUCGGCUUCGGCCCAGCCAUGAUCCUGUUCACGUACGUUGUUUCUUUCGGAUUCACACGAGUGCAGAGCAACAGAGACUUCUUCUCUUUCAUCUCCAUGAUGGUGUGCGUGGUGUCGGCCUCCAUCGUCCAGCUGUCGUUUGUGACCGACAACUUUGACCUGACGAGAACUCUGCACAACGCCCUAUGUCUUCUCAACCCCCUGUAUCCUCUGAUGGGUUGCCUCAACUGCAUCACCAAGGCAACAUUCCUUCCAGUUAUGUACGAGGAGAACUUCUUGUGGAAAAGUCUGCUCAUUUCUGUCGUAGCCCCGUAUCUGCAGUGCAUCGUUCUGCUUUUCCUGCUCCGCUGGCUGGAGAUCCGAUACGGAGGGAGGGCGAUGAAGAACGACCAGCUCUGCAGGAUCUCGUCCAAGACGAAGCCCAAACCGGAGCGGAUCCCAGACGAAGGGCUGAACGAAGAUGAGGACGUUCAGAUGGAGAAGGCCAGAGUGAAGGAGGCGCUCACUUGUCAGGCUUGUGAGGAGAAACCUGUUGUGGUUGUUAGCAACCUAAGUAAGCACUACCAAGGCAGGAAAGAAGGCUUCUCCUUCACCAAGAAGACUAAAGUAGCCGCAAAGAACAUCUCUUUCUGUGUUCGCAAAGGGGAAGUUCUUGGACUGCUGGGCCCCAACGGAGCAGGAAAGAGCACGGUCAUGCACAUGCUGUCCGGUGACACCGACCCCACGUCAGGCCAGAUCCUGAUGGGAGACUACAGCACCGAGUUCCGUCCCGUGGAAAACCCCCUGGAUCACGUCGGCUACUGUCCCCAGGUGAACCCUCUGUGGCCCCGGAUCACUUUGCAGGAACAUCUGGAGAUCUACGCUGCCAUCAAAGGCCUGAAGGGCCAGGAGGUCCCGGAGAUCAUAAGACGAGUGUCGAACGCCUUGGAGCUGAGGGAGCAUUUAAACAAACAGGCCAAGAGUCUCUCUGCAGGAAUCAAACGGAAGCUGUGCUUUGCUCUGAGUAUGAUCGGCAAUCCUCAGAUCGUCCUGCUGGACGAGCCGUCGUCAGGAAUGGAUCCCAAGUCUAAGCAGCGGAUGUGGAGAGCCAUGCGUGCUGCAUUCAGGAACCAUCAGCGAGGAGCCAUCCUCACCACACACUACAUGGAGGAGGCCGAGGCCGUGUGCGACCGGGUUGCCAUCAUGGUUUCCGGCCAGCUGAGGUGCAUCGGCUCCAUCCAGCAUCUGAAAGCUAAAUACGGUCAAGGCUACAGUCUGGAGGUGAAACUGAGAGAGGAGCUGACAGGACUCCAGCAGGUGGCGCUGCUGCACAAGGAGAUUCUCCGAAUCUUCCCUCACGCCGUCCGACAGGAGAGCUUUACCACUCUGAUGGUUUAUAAGAUCCCCAGGGAGGACGUCAAGUCGCUGGCCCAUUCCUUCUCCCAGUUAGAGACCGCCAAACAGACCUUCAACUUUGAGGAGUACAACUUCUCCCAGUCAACAUUGGAGCAGGUGUUCCUGGAGUUUGCCAAGGAGCAGGAAAACGACGAGGAUGUGGUGGGACCCCUCAGCACGACCUUCCAGUGGCAGCGGCUGCGGCAGGACGGCUCCGUCUCUGUCAACCAGGCGGACAGCGUCGUGCACCAGCUCUGAACCGGCCCGAGGUCGGGCGCUCGCCGCACGCCCUCUGAAAGUCCCGGAGGCAGGCCGGCUGGGGACGUGGCCGCUCAGCGUGGUGCCGUGCAUGUGUUUAAACCUUCGUCCGCUGGUGCUCCGCCUCCUCGGAAUCGCACCGACGCGUGGGCGUUCCUCAGGCAUGCCGAAAACCACGUCUCCUCCUCUUCCUCCUGGCGUCUCCGCGCCUUCACAGGGAUUCGACGUCUGCCGAUAACUUUUGGACUUUUAUGAUCUUUGAGGAGGCGACCCGUCUUUACACGUUUUUUUAUUUGUUUGCAUUUGUGGAAAAAACGACAACCGAGAUCCGUCUGCGGUGGAACCAGAGCGGCGCGUCUCUGAAGCCUUCAGCGUCUCCUCGUAGGGUUGCAACAUCACUGCAUGAUCCAGAGGGGGGCGCCGCAGCUCCACCGGUGUCCUGACUCCGCUGGUCCAGGGGAGACUGACACCGCUGUGGAAUAUCCCCACCAGUACAUGUAGCGCAGCGCCCCCUACCCUCCGCCGUGCAGCACUGCAGCUGAAAAGUGUUUUUUUUUUUGGGAGGAUUGUUUUCUUUUUUUCGUUUUUUUGUGAAUGGAUGAUUAGCCUGAAAAGAGCCUUUCUAACUUCGUCGCGGCUCUGAGGAGUUCCUCACACCCCGUGUCUUCACUCUGGUGCCGCUUUGCUUCGCACAGAUGUUGGAUUUCUUCAGCUUCGCUCCUGUCUGUGUUGGUGAUGCUGUAAAUACCGAUUCUGGGUCUCUGCAGAUGUGUCCACAGAAACCUGUAAACAUACAAGCAGGUGCAUCAUUGGUGCAAUACCUAUCAAGAAAUUGUAA